AUGAGAUUGGCCAAUCGUCAGCAUCCGCUGAAUUUAACAGUGACGCGAAUCAACAAUGGCAAGUUCCUGGUUAAUCCAAAUGGACAUCAAGAAGUCAAUCAGCCGAAUUGUAAUGAUAACCAAGAGCCGGCACCGGUGUCCCCAGUUGUAUUUCCAAGCUGUGAAUUUGUACCGACGACUCAGCAUGGUCCCACGAUACUUGGUGACAGAUUUUUACUUGUCGGACCGGCUGAGGGCAGUGCUCUUUACCGGUGUGUUGAUAUUCAAACUGGUCAGCAACUCGUUGCCAAGCAACUCACGGCAAGUGACAAAGGUGGCGAGGCACUUUUGCAAGCUCACAUGAGACUGGAAGGCACAGGAGCGGCAAGUGCUGUCGCUGGGAUAGUCGAUGCCGGUCGUGAUAAAAAAUAUUUACUGCUAGAGGGUCAUCACGGUGAUCUCCAUGCAUAUGUCAGGGCAAGACGGCGACUACGCGAGCCUGAGGCGAGACGGCUUUUUAGGCAAGUCGCCAAGGCUGUUGCUACGUGCCACGAGAAUGGUGUCGUGCUCAGGGAUCUCAAACUCAGGAAAUUCGUCUUUGCUGAUGAAGCGAGGACACGAUUACGGCUGGAAAGCUUGGAGGACGCAGUGAUUGUUGAUGACGAUGAUGACAAAUUAACAGAUCGCCGCGGAUGUCCAGCUUAUGUAGCGCCAGAAGUUCUACGCUCAGGACGAGCUUACUCAGGCAAAGCUGCGGAUAUCUGGUCACUGGGUGUAUUACUCUACACAAUGUUAGUUGGUCGUUAUCCAUUCAAUGAUGCAGAGCAUGCGUCGCUUUUUGCUAAAAUAUCAAGAGGACUGUUCAGCGUACCAGAUCUAUUUAGCGCACGUGCACGGUGCCUGAUCCAAGCUAUAUUGAGGCGAGAACCUUCAGAAAGGCCAGACGCACCGGAUUUACUGAGGCAUCCGUGGUUAUCGAAACCAUUGUUAAGUUCUUCGCAUAUCACCGGUAAAAUGUCUAACCACGAUCAGAUCGUUCCUGACAACCAGACCAAUCGUUCUCAAGACUGA
Messenger RNA from Cotesia congregata, 1050 nucleotides. Lineage: Eukaryota; Metazoa; Arthropoda; Insecta; Hymenoptera; Braconidae. The record is from the annotation of a GenBank genome assembly.